Molecule: messenger RNA, 8702 nt
Organism: Pocillopora meandrina
Lineage: Eukaryota; Metazoa; Cnidaria; Anthozoa; Scleractinia; Pocilloporidae
Source: the annotation of a GenBank genome assembly
AUGGCAUCGAAGGAAGAUGAAGCGGCCGCUGCUCAGCCGCUAACCAGCGAUCAUGACAAAGAAACGAACGGAGAUGCUCUCCCAGCUGUUGAAGUCAAUGGACAAGUUGGCCUUAAAAAGGAAGUCACCCUUCUAAAUGGCAUUGCUCUUGUUGUUGGUGUGAUUAUCGGCUCUGGAAUUUUCAUCUCACCCAAAGGUGUCCUCAAAUGGACCGAAUCAGUCGGGAUGAGUUUGGUCGUCUGGGCAGGAUGUGGUAUUCUCGCUCUCCUUGGCUCCCUCUGUUACUGUGAAAUGGGUACCAUGAUCCCUAAAUCCGGUGCUGAGUAUUCUUAUCUCUACGAAGCCUUUGGUCCUCUACCAGCAUUUCUGUACAGUUGGACGCUCGCUUUGAUCAUUCGUCCAUCUUCACUCAGUGUCGUGGCUCUUACCUUUGCACGUUAUGUUAGUCAGCCCUUCUUCCCCGACUGCGAAAUCAGUCCGAUUCCUGUCAGAAAGAUCUUAGCAGCAACAUGUUUGGGUGAGUAUCAUGUCCUCAGGGCUACCUUAAAAAAAAAACGUUGAUCGUUAGUUAAUUGCGAUAAAACGUAACCUCUGCUCUUUGAGACAAGUUUUCCUUAUUGUGCUAGUGCGAUUGCGAUGUGCAUACAUUAGACAUCAUUUCUAAUCGAAAUCUUCUGGAGUUUAAAAUUAGUUACUUUUCGUAAUCCUGGGCUUUACUGCACUAGGACCAUAUCGUCGAUCAUGGUCUUAUAUGUUUCUUUAAUGUGCCUCGUGGUUUUUUGUUUACACCGAACAGCUAAAUUUUUUUAGCGUGUUAUUGCAUCAGCUUCGAAACGUGGCCUCAUCUGCCUAAUUUGCAUUUGAAAACGUUUUGUCAGGGGGUAUUAAAUGUUCUUUUAUGUGGGUGGAUAAUAGCCGACCUCCAGUAGAAUUUUUAUUAGGUGGGUCAACGCUUGUAUUGAGAGAAGAAGGGGUAAUAUAAUUGAGAUGAUUUUGAAGUGCAGUGCUUAAAGGUAAUUUUUUAAAGGUUGAGUGGUCAUGGCUAUUGUUUCUGCCAAAUAUCAAGACAUUUUAAUUUUCCUCUCACGUCAGAGAUGAAAUUGUGGUCAGAUGUAUUUUUCAAUGAAUAGAACAAUACUAUAACAAACCAAAACGCAUAAAAGAUGUCAGAUAAUGCCUUUGUUUUAAGUUUUUACUACACGCACAAGACUAGUGUCUAAAACCAUCAACAUCUGAAUGAGAGCAGUGAUGCAUAAGGAAAAUUAUUCAGUAAUAUGAAGCUACUGUUCUUUCACUCCAGCAGCAGGAAGAAUUCUUUUGAUCAUGGCAAUAGGACCAUGUGGAGUCCAAUUUGGUCUAUAUUCACAUGAGUGGUUAACAAAAUCAUACAACUGCAAAGUGGGAGUCCGAUUUGUCAAUCACAAGUAUUGCUACAGACAGAAUUGGACAACACAAAGUCCUGUUACCAAUUAAUCAAAACUAUGACAAAAUUUGAGAAAGAAGCUAGACAGCGGUAGUACAGUUUCAUAUCAAAAAAGAAAAACAACACUUGUGUCCACUUAGGCAUGAAAUGUCAACUGUCUCUUUAACUGUCCUAUUACACUGUCCAAUGACAAGCAUGAUGUGUACACUGUCCUUUUGGUGCUCAACUGGAGCUGGUGAUAACCAAUCACAUUCAAGAAUUUUGUUAUAGUUUUCAUCAUUAAAGAAAUUGUAUUAAUUCAAGAGCUGAAUGAAAUUUAGGGCAAAAACCGCAAUAUUCCUUGCUGUUUAUAGAUGGAUCCAGUUAUUUUGAAAGACCUUAAUUUGCUAGAUGUAGUUGCUCUUAUUUGUUUUUCUCUUGAAGUUCAUAUGAUACUCUUAUCAAACCCUUUUCUCCUUUGAAAAAGCGUAUUAGUUGAAUUAAAAAUCAUAAACAGAGCUACAAGCAUCAUUUCAAGCUGAAAUAGUGCCUAUGCAAGUACAAAAAAAGUUAAUUGCAUCAAAACAAUUUUAAGAGUUUUGUGUGCAGCCUGAGAGGCCAACUUGUUGUGGCAAUAUCAUUGUUCUUGGAUAAACAUCAGCAUUUACAAAGAAAAAACUCUAAUCUUCCUCAUUAUCUUUGUUUUAGCUCUGACUAUGUUUAUAAAUUGUGCAAGUGUGAAAUGGGCCACACGCAUUCAGGAUUCCUUCACUUUUGGAAAACUUAUUGCUCUUGCAAUUCUGAUCGUGAUUGGCCUCAUUGAGGUUGGAUCAGGUAAGAAUAAUUUUGUAUCAAACCUUUUUACACCCUAACAUCAGUACGCGUAUUCUCUUUACUGUUCUUUACACAAUUUGUAAGGUGCUGACAAGGAGAAUUUGUUGAACAAUCAAGAGCUUCUUUAGUUGGUGAUCAUUUCCUUGAUUCUCAUGACUGUAAUGUUUUUUUUUCAGGUGUUGUUGUAGAGAGAAAACAAAAUUAGAUGCUAGUCACUCUUAGUCACCUUAACUACAAACAGUUUAGCUUCUUGAUUUUAUUCCAAGCAACUUGAGUUGAAAUGUCUUUUUUUCUGUUUUAUAUUCUUUGUAUGAGAUUGAGGACCACACAGGAACUGAUUACAUGAUUUCUCUAUAGGUAAUCUUCAAAACUUUAAGGGAUCUUUUGAUGGAACUACUUCAAACUUGGCAAAUAUUGGAUUGGCUUUCUAUUCAGGCCUCUGGGCUUAUGAUGGAUGGUAUGUUUUUCUGUGGAACUUUCUUUGUGUGAGCAUUUUUACCAUGGAAAUACUCUUAACUGAUUGUCAUGUUUUUGUUGAACUUGUUUGUUGAUUGGUUUCAAUUUCCUUUAUUCUGCAGGAAUAGCUUAAAUUUUGUCACUGAAGAGAUGAAGAACCCAGCUAGGUAAAGAAAGCCAUUCUUUUUUUGCAGCUAAUCUUGCUUAAGUUACAUGUACAGUAUCAAGGUAAAGUGAGCAGUCAAGCCAAGCAGCUUGCCCAGGUUUUCAUGGCAUGAAGCGACUAGAAUUAUCCUGGGUAGGGUUGUUUGUCCAUCAGAGGGUACUGCCCUGCAUUUGAUCAGGUUCUUCAGACUGUUUACCAGUACCCAUCUAUACUCCUGGGUGGAGAGAGGCACUGUGCAUGUGAAGAGUCUUGGUCAUGAACACAACACAAUGACUUGGUCAGGUCUUGAACCCAGACCUCUUGACUCAGAGUUCAGUACACUAACCUUUAAGCCAUUGCAUCUUCCUGUAUAGUUAUUGUAAUAGAAUACAGUUGAACCUGUAGUAGGCAGCACCAUACUAAUGAUUACCCUGUAUUAAGUGGUCAGUUUUCAAAGUCCAAAAUUUUUCUCCCUCAGCCACUGUAAUUUUUGCCUCUAUCAAGUGGUCACUUGUAUUAAGAGGUCAUGGUCACCCUUUACUGAGUCUCAAUGGUUUGUUUGUAUUUUCCUCCUAGCCUGUAUUGAAGAGUUACUUAAUGGCAUUAUACAUGGCAUUAUUCAGUGGAUUUGUUUUGUACAAAUGGAAAGGAAUAUAUGUAAUAUUUUUUUCUUGAGUUUGAUUACUACAUGAUUGUCACACAAUAAGCUUUACUCUAAGAGGGAGCGAAUCAUUGACUUUUCUAGGAGGAUGGUAUAAAAGGAAUCUCUGAAGUGGUUUCAUUCAUCAACAAUAUUAUUUUUGUGAUCUUCAGGGAUUUACCAAGGGCUCUCAUGAUUGGAAUCCCUCUGGUAACCAUUGUUUACUUGUUGACUAACAUUGCCUACAUUGCUGUUGUUGGAGGACAUGGCAUUUUGAACUCAGGAGCUGUGGCUAUGGUGAGUAUUACACACAAUAAUGCCCAAGAGACUUGUUGUUCAUUUUGAAAAAAUGCAUGUAGCAGUUUUGUUGGGUUGGAGGUAAAGACAAGGCAGUUUUCAUGGAAAGAAAAAAAGUUAUUUGUUUCAUAAAAAUGCACUUGUCCAUAUCUUUCUUGGUUGAUCAACAAGAGUUGAAUUAUUGCUUUUUUCCAUCUUUCCAAAAUUUCUUCAAAAUAAACUACAAUAUAAUGUAACUUGCUUGUGACUGGUUUUGAGCCAACACCCAGUUUUUAUUAGACUUGGGCUGAUGGACAACUACAAAGGUUGAGGUUUGUAGGGCAUAAGGCCUUGAAGGAAGGAUUGUAGCCAUUUACAGAAUGUUAGAUCAGGUUAAAUAGCAUAUUGGUUCAAUGUGCAGGUUGUUGGAGAGGAGAAGAUGGGACCUGUUGCUUGGUUGAUUCCGAUCUUUGUUGCAUGCUCCACCUUUGGUUGUGUGAAUGGACUUGCGUUCAGUGGUGCGAGGUAAGUCAAAUGUUCUUUUUUUUUUCUUCUGUUUUUGCAAGUGUAUGCUACAAGUCAAUCCUACUGUAAAAAAAUUUCACUCAAGCAAACAGUAGCACCUAUAUGAAGCCUUAUGCCCUGUGCAAGGAAUUGAUGGAAAAAAUGUUAAUCCAGCAUUUGAACACUUCAAAAGUUCAAGUGCUGGGGAGGUUGCUGGCAAGGGGAGAAGGGUAGAAUUGAUCAAUGCAAAAUUUGAACCUUGCAAUUAAUUAAUCACCAUCAUGUAGUACAUUUUGCUCACUGACUGUCUGCUGUGUCCAUAGGUUGGUAUUUGUGUCAGCUCGCAAUGGUCACAUGCCUAAAAUACUUGCCAUGGUUCACAAGACUUGUCAUACCCCUAUGCCUUCCAUCAUUUUCUUGGUAAGUUUUAUAAACAUGCAUGCACCCUAGAAUUGAGAGGUGUUGCCCCAACAAAGUUUGCAUGACAUUUCGGCCAUAGUUGUGAGUAGAAGGGACUCCCAACUGAGAGGCAUGUUUCCUUUAUCGCACUUCUCCAAAAGAAGAGUUGCUGUAAGUAUUUUAUGAUGAGUUAGAUGUUGUUAAAAAGGGCACAAAAUAGAAAAACCACAGGCUCAAAAAUUGAGCAACUAAACUAUCAACUCUUUCUAAAAGGGGAUAGAACCAAUCAGUUUUGAUACCCAUUCACUCACCUUAACACUAAUGUCCUUGGCUGGAAAAAGCACCCCCUUGUGUAAAGCUAAUAGUAUCACCCCAAAAUAUGUUAAAACUUCCAUUUAAUAUGUAUUUUUUUAAUUGAAUUUUAGCAUGUCAUUGCCAUGAUCAUGUUGAUUCCUGACUCCAGUGAAUUCAGCACACUCGUCAACUACUUCAGCUUUGCUGCAUGGCUCUCAUACUUUGCAGUCAUCACAGCUCUGAUGUACCUUAGGUGGAAACGUCCAGAUGCUAAGAGACCAUACAAGGUACUUUGAUUAGUUUAGAUGGUAUUGAUCUUUGAAAUGGUAGCCAUUUUUUACUUGGUUCUGACAGUUUUGAAUGGUCUCACAAAGCAUGGACUUGGAAGUAAUACAUGUACCUUUUAGACGAAAAAAGUUUUCAUUCAGAAUCUGUGGUCAUUUUCUCCAUCAUGAGCUUUCUUUGGCCUCGGCAUGUAUUAUUUUACUUUGGUCUAAAUCCUCACAAAUCAUUGUUUCAAGGUUUCAUUCCGGUUAACGCUUUACACCCAUCAUCAGUAUGCAUAUUCUCCAUACUGUUCUCUAUGCAUUUCUUAAGGUUCUGACAAGGAGAAUUUGUUUAACAAUAAAGAGCUUCUCUAGCCAGUGAUUAUCUCCUUGAUUCCUUUGACUUUGGUGUUUGAUUCAGGGGUGAUAUUGUAAGGAGAAAUUAAAUUCUUGUCUCUUGAGGUGCUAAAGAAUAAAGGGCAAUUUUUUCUGCCCCAUAAACAAUGCAAAAUAGUAAUAUUUAGCUGCGCUCAACAAAGGUGAUUUUUUUUUUCUUUUUUACAAAUGAACCCUGUAUUGACCAUACCUGCCUUAGCCUUUUAUCUGCCAAACCUCACACUUUUCUUUGGAACAGGUCUGGCUGAUUGUGCCUAUCGUUGCUGACCUGGCAGCCCUUUAUCUGCUGAUCACUCCUUUCUGGCAGGAACCUAAGGAGUCUGCCAUGGCCCUGAUCUUCAUCGCUCUCGGCAUACCUGUCUAUUUCUUCUGUUGUUAUUGGAGCAAAACAAAGGAUGCAUGCGACGGAUGCUGUGGUUAGUGUCCAGAGUUCAAAAUGUAUUUUGAGACAUUAGUCGACUGACGAAAUUGCAAUUUUUAUUACAUUAGUGAACUAAUCUCAACCGACCAUAUGCAUUGUUUGCUGCGAAAGACGUGACAAUCAGCUCAGUUGGAAAUAAGUGUGUUCCUGCCCAAAGUUAUAUUUAAUAAUGCACAAGUUGACUUAGGGUAAUUUAAUUUUAUCAACUGAGUUAAUAACGUAAGUUGGUCACCUUAAAGAGUUCAAAAGCUGACGUUUCGAGCGUUAGCGUUUCGUCAUCGCUCCGACGAAAGGUUAACGCUCUCCCACCGACGUAGCACCGCAGUUUCUUUAGAAACUUGCCCCCCUGAUUUGGAAAGAAAUGAAGACCAGAUUGACGUAAGGAGGGAAAAUUCAACCUUCAUCGCUUUGACGAAAGACUAACGCUCUCCCACCGACGUAGCACCGCAGUUUCUUUAGAGACUUACCCCUCUUAUUUCAAGUCAGUUGCUUGUUAAUUCAGUUCAAUUAUUUUGGAAAGAAAUGAAGACGAAAUUGACGUAAGGAGGGAAAAUUCAACCUAAGGUUACUGUCACAAGGGUUCUAGUGAAAAUGAACUGAUCAAUAAUUCUCUCAAUUUGAUAUAUUAGUUAGUUUGAUUUAUGAGUUCAACUCACAGAAUUUAACAAGAGUGUAUUAAGCAUUUUGUUCUCGUUGCUAAUAACUUUGUUUCUCUUGUUAGGACGUUUCACUUACAACGUGCAGAAGUGGUUUAACUUCUUUUUGCCCGGGAGUGAGGAAGAUUCAGAGGAAACCAUGUUAAAAGACUGAUUUUAUUUCUUAAAUUUGCAUGUAUUUAUUAAGAAAUGAAAUUCAAAUCAUCAUGCUGACCAAACCUUUCUAAAGCUUAGAAGAUUUUCAUGCGGCUCUGUAAUUUAAUUUUUCUUUUUAUUUCUGCUGCAGUAAGCAAAUAGGAUUUACUUUAAGUAGAAUCUCAAAGCAUUUAUUGUGUGGUCACACCAAAUUAUGGCAUGGAAAUCUUGUGGAUGAAAACUCCACUAGCGCCCAUUCAUUUGAAAUUACUCAUUCACUGUAUACUCCUGACGUGUUUUGUUGUUGUUGACCAGUGUUAAGUGAGAUAAGCUAUGAUUGUUAUGUUUUUUUUCAACUUUUGUUAAUUUAUUUAAAUCAUGAUAUCUGAAAGGGUUAGCUAGCUCAACAAAAUGUGGAAAUUCACCUACAAUAUAUACAAAUUGAUUAUUUUACGUACGGUUUUGUAGUUGAUAACGACCGUGACAGUGACUUGCACGUCUUAAUAGUUUUUUUCCUCGAUUCUAGUUUUGUAGUUGUAGUGAGGUGUGAUGAUUUUAAGUACUACAGGGAUGGGAGGAUUUUACGAAGAGAAUUCAUUGAGAUUAUUUUUCAAAUUUCUUUAGAAAUUAUUUGAUUGUUCUAGUUUGUAAUUGUAGGCUUAAACAGGAAAUUGCUGUUUUAUUUGUGUCCACUGUGUUAGAAAGUGUUGAAAUGCUGCGGAAGAUUAGAAGAGUGAAGUUUACUCUUUCCUUAUUUAUUUGUCUUUAGGCCGAGCAGUAUAUUAGAUGAUCUCGAAUUUUUGAUGUUAGUCUGAGAUGAGUCUCUGCUAAUUAGUUAAUUACGGCAAUUGAUUAGUGGUGACUUGUUAAUAUUCUAAUUAUAUCUAGUUGUUACGUGCGUACACGAAGAGAAAUCGAGUCAAUUCUAGACCAUUUAUUAAGGAAAAGAUAGGAUUUAUGUUUAAGAUAAAAGAGCCAGGUCUUAUGAAGGAUUUUUAAGGCGAAAAGGAAGUUAAUGUUAUUUCUCUCUAACUUAUUGGCAGAAAGCAAAUUAAAAGGGGUUUGCGAUAAAAAGAAGUUGUUGGAAGGCCAGACGAAGGCUUGUUAAAUUGUUUAGGAUGUGUGUAAUAUUUAUUGAUAUAGUUUGUUCGCGGUUAUCAUUGAAUAGUUAUUGUAAAGAUAGCAGUAUGUCUUUGCAUUUAAAGUCUUGAAAGUUGACAGUCGUGAAAUAUUUUAACUAGAUUAUAAUUGUUGUAGGUUCUAUGUGUUGAGCUCUCAGAAAAUUGUUAGGUUGAAUCGUAUUAGGUCAAGUAUGCCGAGUCAGGCUGGAUCUUCUCACCUCGUAACAAGCUGGGGUGGAUCGGAUAGAGUCGUCUCGAGUUGAUUGCCACUCGGCAAUGGCAAACUCUUACUUAACGUGAUACGUAUCUACGCUUUCACGUCAGCAGAAUACUACCCGCAUUUUUAAUACUCUUAGCUCCUAAGAUGUAACUUAGAAAGCGCGACGUCACGAAAUUUUGCAUGUCGUUCGCUGCAACCUUGAAAAUCAGUGUCAAUGGCAAAGGAAGCCACAGAAAAUUGUUUUGGUAAGAGAGAAAAGCAGUUUGAUUGAAAAAUUAACCAAUCUGGAAAAGGGCUGGUAAAGAAUUAGCAAGAUUGAAAGGGAUUGAUUCAUGUAGCCUAAAUCUCUCAAGAUGUGCAAACAGUGACGUGGCAGCUUAAAGAAAAAAUAUUGAUAAUUAAAUCGUGGGCCUGUAACCUCUGCUAUAGGCUUUGGGUUUGACUUGUUGAUCGUAAUUUUAGUAGUUAAAGUUCUGUGUAUGUAACUUGAUAAUUCUGUGAACUUGAUAGCGGCUGAUUAAACCGAAAUUGACGUGC